CGACAGACGAAUCGAAUCUUCUUAUGGUUCUAUUUAAGAAUGGGUAUGCCAUACACCCCGCGGGGAUUGUAGUUCAAUUGGUCAGAGCACCGCCCUGUCAAGGCGGAAGCUGCGGGUUCGAGCCCCGUCAGUCCCGAACUAGGGUUCAAUGAAUGGAGAAAUUCAUAUUUCCUUUUUCCAUGAAAAAAAAGGGGCAGGGAGCAAGAUCAAAUACCCAUAGGGCACCCUUACUUCACUUUUUUAUUUUGCAUCUCUCAUUAAAGAGGGAGGGAAGGAGUAUAGGAAUUUUUUUUCACUACUCCCGAUCGAUAAAGAUAAAGAAAGACACACAUACGAUAUGUGGAUUAGUAGAAUUUUAGGAUAUUACUCUAUCUUUCUUUAUGAUGAUACCAUCCUCAUCUUAAUUUCCUAUUCCACUGUUAUGGAAUAGAGUACCGGUAUUUUACCGGAAUCCAUACAUAAAUUGUAUUCCCUUUUUAUUUCAGACCUCUUUUCCCCAUCUCACUUCUACUGCUUAUUUGGAUGUCUAUGUGACCCAUAGAAAGUUGCUCAUAUAAUACAUACAUAAUUGUAUGUAUAACUAUAAGAAAAAGGAAGAGAAAUUGUAUAAGAUUAAGAAAGCUCGUGGGUUAGAGAUAUAGAAAAGAAAAAGUAGAAAAAAAAGGAUUAAAAAAGAGGGAAUUCCUAAUCCAAUCAAAAAACCCAUUUUGGUCUUAGUAUGGAUAUAGGAUCUUCCUAUGUUAUACUAUAUAACUCUCAUCCAUGAAUUGAUUUGAUAGAUCCGAUAUUCAUAAUAUUGAAUUGAUUCAGUAUUAUCAGAAUGCAAGCCCUACCCUUGAAUUUACAAGAUACCCCUUUUUCCUCUCCAUGGGAUUACAUCCCGAGUUAUUGUGAAAAUAAAAAAUAAAGAGGUUAUGGAAGUCAAUAUUCUCGCAUUUAUUGCUACUGCACUGUUCAUUCUAAUUCCUACUUCUUUUUUACUUAUUAUUUAUGUAAAAACAGUCAGCCAAAAUAAUUAAGUGGAAUUCCAAUUAAUCAUUGAAGAAAUGAAAAAGGGAUUAAAUAAAAAAAAUCCAAGUCUUAAAUGAAAGGAUCUGGUUGGAAUCUUAAAGUGUGGUAGAAAGAACUACAUAUAGUUUUUUCUACGACACUUUAGAGUCCUUUCUAUUAUAUUAUCUUUGAAUCUACAUAGAAUAGAUUAGUAGAUUGAAAUAGUUAAGUAGUCUAAUUCAAUUUCUUUUUUCAUUGCAUCCACUUAAUUUCAAUCAGGUCAAAAUAAAAAAAUCGAAGACAAUUCUUGACCAAAGAAUCCAUGGAAGGAAAGAAAAAUAAUAUAAGAAUAGACUAUAGUAAAAAGUAAAAGGAAAAAACCAGCGAAUCUUUCAUGCUUAAAUAUCCCGCGAGAUGCUUCAAAAGAGAAUAAAAAUUAUUCUAAGAAUAAAGAAAGAGUAUAAAACAAAUGGAAAAUGUGUGAUAUGCCGUGAAUAGUUCCGUGGAAGAAAGUCUAAUUUUCUUAUGUAUAGAACUUUUUUUAACCAUUAGUCAUUUCUAGUAGAAAUUCUUAAUUGGUAUAAUGGCUCUUUCUUACAAUACAAGAGUUUCUUACAGGAGUGAAACAAAACUAAAGAAAAAGAUUAAAGAAUAACGUUUGACAAAAUAAUUAAUGCAAAACGAUCAAUUAAAAAAAGAAUUGAUACAACAAUUUGAUUACUUAAUCAAUUAGUAGUAUCGUAUCCCUAGAGUCCACUCCUUCCCCAUACUACUAGUGAAAGAGAAAAUGUAAAGACUACCAUUAAAGCAGCCCAAGCGAGACUUACUAUAUCCAUCUAAAUUAUGUCUCCUAUUUCUAUGAAGGGAUUAUUCUACUAUUGAUCAAUAAUCAUAGUGGAAUCAAGGGUACAGAGUCAAAAAGGGCUUCUGCCCUAAGGCCAUGGAUCAAUCAGUUCAAGGAAUUUACUCCUAACAAAUUCUUAUAGGAAUUCUUGUAGAAUUAGAGAGCAUUAAAAAUACGAUACUAUAAAGCCCUUUUUUCCUUACCUUAAAAAAGAAAGAGUACGGGAAUGAUGUCCUGAAUAGAAGAAGCGGGAAUAGGAAGAUUUUUUAUUCCUUUUGUUACUCUAGUGUAUGUAGGUCACAUAAGAUGUACGAUAAAAAAAUGUAUGAUAAUUAGGAAGUCUUGAUAUUCUUUCGUGGAGUCCCUUCUGGAAUCUUAGAUUGAAAAAGAGAAGAAUGCCCCUUAGGGACCUUUCUUUGGAUACCAAGAUUUCUGACAUCUUAUCCUCGUAUUUAAAAAUUCUCAAAUCGAAUCAAUUAAGAACCAAUUCAAAUUCAUAUAAUAAAAGAAUAAGGAAACACUACCUCACCCCUAUUGAUAACCAUUUUGGCCACUACCGCCAAAACAAACCCUAACCCUAGUUUAAGGAUAGAACUAUGGUAUGGUUUCUCUAAACCCAGUAUCGGCAGGCUUAGUUACUCUCUUGCCCGAACUUAUGCGAAGUAAAAAUUGAUUGAAUUCGAUCAGUACUAGAAAACCUAAGUAUUUUAUUGAUCAGGCGGCACCCAGAUUUGAACUGGGGAUAAAGGAUUUGCAGUCCCCUGCCUUACCGCUUGGCCAUGCCGCCAAAAAAUCCGAUCGAAAAUCUAGAAAACAGCAAGUAUUCAUCCACGUUUUCUUACGAAAAGCCCCUUUCUUUUAUUUUGAAUAUAAUUAAACUUACUUUUUUCCAAUCUUUUUCAAAAAAGAUACUCCUGCUUUUUUUGAUCCAGUUUCGAUUAUUCUCCUCGAUAGAUUCUAUCUUAAAACAUACAUUGCUAACACAAUAAAACUUCCCAUUUCUUUCUAUUGAGAUGAAAAAGAAGAAAAGUGGAUUUCUAGUCACAGGCUGCAAAAUUCAGAACAAAUUGGAACCAUUAACUAGAAUUCUCUUUCUUUUUUGAAUUGCAGUAGUGAACUACUCUUAAAUCGGUAUUAUCUCCCCCCCUUCAAUUUCAAUGGCAUAAUAAAAUAUUAUGGCUUUAUGCUUAAUCCGUGUAUAGGUGAACUUUAGGUCCGAGCAGCAUUAUUAUCCAAAGAUCCCCUUUAUGUACAUAUCUCUAUGGGGAAUCGUGCUUUAAUUUUUCAAAGUAUUAAAUUAAAUAUCUUGAAUAAAAAAAGGAAAUUUGCUCUGAUAUUAGAGUAUAACCUGACUAUCUUGGCCUACCCAAGUGAAAUUACGAUAAAAGAAAAGCAUGGAUAUGGGGAGAGGUGGAUAAUUAGAUUGGCAUGUACUUAAAAAAGGGACUUACUUUAUUUUAGAAUUCCACAAUGAAAUACUUAAUUUUCUAGCAAUUAUACUACUCCGAUCCGAAAUAAAAAAGAACCCUCAAAUUAUUUUUAGAAAUUAAAGUAAGCACGCUAUUCUAAAUCGAAGUAAAGUAAAACUUUCUAGUGUAUUAUAUUACGGCUUUAUUACAUUCAUAGAAAGGGGAUAAAAUGAGAAAUCUUUGCCAUUCAAUCUGAUUAGAAUAUUAUAAAGUAUAAGUGGCAUAAUUUUUUUUGUAGGAAUAUUUUAGCAAUUCAUUUUCAUUUCAUUUGUACCCCUGGUAAACUAGAAUUUUCGUCGAAAUGGUCUCUAUUCAUAUGUAUGAAAUACAUAUAUGAAAUACGUAUGUGGAGUUCCCUAGAAUUUCAUGUGAUUCAGUAAACAGAAUAUAGAUUCCAUGAUUGCUAGAUCAAUCCGUAGGGAUUGAUGAAGAGUGAGCUGAUAAUGGAAUUUUUCUUUGAUAAACAGGAAACUUAAGAUUAAGAUGCUCCGGAAUGGAAACGAGGGAAUGUCCACAAUACCCGGAUUUAGUCAGAUCCAAUUCGAGGGAUUUUUUAGGUUCAUUAAUCAAGCCUUGGCAGAAGAACUUGACAAGUUUCCAACAAUUAAAGAUCCAGAUCACGAAAUUGCAUUUCAAUUAUUUGCGAAAGGAUAUCAAUUGCUAGAACCCUCGAUAAAAGAAAGAGAUGCUGUGUAUGAAUCACUCACCUAUUCUUCCGAAUUAUAUGUAUCUGCGAGAUUAAUUUUUGGUUUCGAUGUGCAAAAGCAAACCAUUUCUAUCGGAAACAUUCCUAUAAUGAAUUCCUUAGGAACCUUUAUUAUAAAUGGAAUAUACCGAAUUGUGAUCAAUCAAAUAUUGCUAAGUCCUGGUAUUUACUACCGCUCGGAAUUAGAUCAUAAGGGAAUUUCUAUCUACACCGGGACUAUAAUAUCAGAUUGGGGAGGGAGAUCGGAAUUAGCAAUUGAUAAAAAAGAAAGGAUAUGGGCUCGCGUGAGUAGAAAACAAAAGAUAUCUAUUCUAGUUCUAUCAUCAGCUAUGGGUUCGAAUCUAAGAGAAAUUCUAGAUAAUGUUUCCUACCCUGAAAUUUUCUUGUCUUUCCCGAAUGCUAAGGAGAAGAAGAGGAUUGAGUCAAAAGAAAAAGCUAUUUUGGAGUUUUAUCAACAAUUUGCUUGUGUAGGUGGGGACCUGGUAUUUUCGGAGUCCUUAUGCGAGGAAUUACAAAAGAAAUUUUUUCAACAAAAAUGUGAAUUAGGAAGGAUUGGUCGACGAAAUAUGAAUCGGAGACUUAAUCUUGAUAUACCUCAGAACAAUACAUUCUUGUUACCACGAGAUGUAUUGGCCGCUACGGAUCAUUUGAUUGGAAUGAAAUUUGGAACGGGUAUACUUGACGAUGACGAUAUGAAUCACUUGAAAAAUAAACGUAUUCGUUCGGUUGCGGAUCUGUUACAAGAUCAAUUCGGAUUGGCUCUUGGUCGUUUACAACAUGCAGUUCAAAAAACUAUUCGUAGAGUAUUCAUACGUCAAUCGAAACCGACUCCCCAAACUUUGGUAACUCCAACUUCAACUUCAAUUUUAUUAAUAACUACUUAUGAGACCUUUUUUGGCACAUACCCAUUAUCUCAAGUUUUUGAUCAAACGAAUCCAUUGACACAAACUGUUCAUGGGCGAAAAGUGAGUUGUUUAGGUCCUGGAGGGUUGACGGGGAGAACCGCAAGUUUUCGGAGCCGAGAUAUUCAUCCGAGUCACUAUGGGCGUAUUUGUCCAAUUGACACGUCUGAAGGAAUCAAUGUUGGACUUACUGGAUCCUUAGCAAUUCAUGCGAGAAUUGAUCACUUGUGGGGAUCUAUAGAGAGUCCGUUUUAUGAAAUAUCUGCUGAGAAAGCAAAAGAAAAAAAAGAGAGACAGGUGGUUUAUCUAUCACCAAAUAGAGAUGAGUAUUAUAUGAUAGCAGCAGGAAAUUCUUUGUCCUUGAAUCAAGGUAUUCAGGAAGAACAGGUUGUUCCAGCUAGAUACCGCCAAGAAUUCUUGACUAUUGCAUGGGAACAGAUUCAUGUUAGAAGUAUUUUUCCUUUCCAAUAUUUUUCUAUUGGGGGUUCUCUCAUUCCUUUUAUUGAGCACAAUGAUGCGAAUCGGGCUUUAAUGAGUUCUAAUAUGCAGCGCCAAGCAGUUCCACUUUCUCGGUCCGAGAAAUGCAUUGUUGGAACUGGAUUGGAACGCCAAACAGCUCUAGAUUCGAGGGUUUCCGUUAUAGCCGAACGCGAGGGAAAGAUCAUUUCUACUGAUAGUCAUAAGAUACUUUUAUCAAGUAGUGGGAAGACUAUAAGUAUUCCUUUAGUUAACCACCGUCGCUCUAACAAAAAUACUUGUAUGCACCAAAAACCUCGGGUUCCACGGGGUAAAUCCAUUAAAAAAGGACAAAUUUUAGCAGAAGGAGCUGCUACAGUUGGGGGGGAACUUGCUUUAGGAAAAAACGUAUUAGUAGCUUAUAUGCCAUGGGAAGGUUACAAUUUUGAAGACGCAGUACUAAUUAGCGAACGUUUGGUAUAUGAGGAUAUUUAUACCUCUUUUCACAUCCGGAAAUAUGAAAUUCAGACGGAUACGACAAGCCAGGGCUCCGCUGAAAAAAUCACUAAAGAAAUACCACAUCUAGAAGAACAUUUACUCCGCAAUUUGGACAAAAAUGGAGUUGUUAGGUUGGGAUCCUGGGUAGAAACUGGUGAUAUUUUAGUAGGUAAAUUAACGCCUCAGAUAGCGAGCGAAUCAUCAUAUAUCGCAGAAGCUGGAUUAUUACGGGCCAUAUUCGGCCUUGAGGUUUCCACUUCAAAAGAAACUUCUCUGAAAUUACCUAUAGGUGGAAGAGGGCGCGUUAUCGAUGUGAAAUGGAUCCAAAGGGACCCCCUCGACAUAAUGGUUCGUGUAUAUAUUUUACAGAAACGUGAAAUCAAAGUUGGGGAUAAAGUAGCCGGAAGACAUGGGAAUAAAGGGAUCAUUUCCAAAAUUUUGCCUAGGCAAGAUAUGCCCUAUUUGCAAGAUGGAACACCCGUUGAUAUGGUCUUCAAUCCCUUAGGAGUACCCUCCCGAAUGAAUGUGGGACAAAUAUUUGAAAGCUCGCUCGGAUUAGCGGGGGAUCUGCUAAAGAAACAUUAUAGAAUAGCACCCUUUGAUGAGAGAUAUGAGCAAGAGGCUUCAAGAAAACUUGUGUUUUCAGAAUUAUAUGAAGCCAGUAAAGAAACAAAAAAUCCAUGGGUAUUUGAACCCGAGUACCCGGGAAAAAGCAGAAUAUUUGAUGGAAGAACAGGCGACCCCUUUGAGCAACCUGUUCUAAUAGGGAAGUCCUAUAUCUUAAAAUUAAUUCAUCAAGUUGAUGAGAAAAUUCAUGGGCGUUCUACUGGGCCCUACUCACUUGUUACACAACAACCGGUUAGAGGAAGAGCCAAGCAAGGGGGACAACGAGUAGGAGAAAUGGAAGUUUGGGCUUUAGAAGGAUUUGGUGUUGCUCAUAUUUUACAAGAGAUACUUACUUAUAAAUCUGACCAUCUUAUAGCUCGCCAAGAAAUACUUAAUGCUACGAUCUGGGGAAAAAGAAUACCUAAUCAUGAGGAUCCUCCAGAAUCUUUUCGAGUGCUCGUUCGAGAACUACGAUCUUUGGCUCUAGAACUGAAUCAUUUCCUUGUAUCUGAAAAGAACUUCCAGGUUAAUAGGGAGGAAGUUUGAUCGGAAUAAAUAUAAAUUCUUUUCUUAUUUCUAUUUUAUGAUUGACCAAUAUAAACAUCAACAACUUCAAAUUGGACUCGUUUCCCCUCAACAAAUAAAGGCUUGGGCUAACAAAAACCUACCUAAUGGAGAAGCCGUUGGCGAAGUCACAAGGCCCUCUACUUUUCAUUAUAAAACCGAUAAACCAGAAAAAGAUGGAUUGUUUUGCGAAAGAAUCUUUGGACCCAUAAAAAGCGGGAUUUGCGGUUGUGGCAAUUCUCGAGCGAGCGGAGCUGAAAACGAAGACGAAAGAUUUUGCCAAAAAUGCGGGGUAGAAUUUGUGGAUUCUCGGAUACGAAGAUAUCAAAUGGGAUACAUCAAACUCGCAUGUCCCGUGACUCAUGUGUGGUAUUUGAAAGGUCUUCCUAGUUAUAUCGCGAAUCUUUUAGAUAAACCUCUUAAGAAGUUGGAGGGCCUAGUAUACGGCGAUUUCUCUUUUGCUAGGCCCAGCACUAAAAAACCCACUUUUUUACGAUUACGAGGUUUAUUCGAAGAGGAAAUUGCAUCCUGUAACCACAGCAUUUCUCCCUUUUUUUCUACCCCAGGCUUUGCAACAUUUCGAAAUCGGGAAAUUGCGACAGGAGCAGGUGCUAUUAGAGAACAAUUAGCAGAUUUGGAUUUGCGAAUUAUUAUAGAGAAUUCUUUGGUCGAAUGGAAGGAAUUAGAAGACGAGGGGUAUAGUGGAGAUGAGUGGGAAGAUAGAAAAA
This is a messenger RNA of Hordeum vulgare subsp. vulgare (domesticated barley), 7763 nucleotides long. Its product is annotated as DNA-directed RNA polymerase subunit beta. NCBI's taxonomy places the organism in Eukaryota, Viridiplantae, Streptophyta, Magnoliopsida, Poales, Poaceae. Gene Ontology annotation, molecular function: DNA-directed RNA polymerase activity; DNA binding; ribonucleoside binding. Gene Ontology annotation, biological process: DNA-templated transcription. The transcript has a single exon. The record is from RefSeq and is a predicted model, not a curated record. Bases 3787 to 7017 code for a protein of 1076 amino acids.